Puccinia graminis f. sp. tritici CRL 75-36-700-3 is the source of this 2025-nucleotide messenger RNA. RefSeq lists its product as uncharacterized. Lineage: Eukaryota; Fungi; Basidiomycota; Pucciniomycetes; Pucciniales; Pucciniaceae. The record is from RefSeq and is a predicted model, not a curated record. The transcript is spliced from 2 exons. Bases 203 to 1903 code for a protein of 566 amino acids.
CAAAAGUGACCGAGGCAAGACAAGAAACAAAGAAAACUACCACAAAAAAAGGAACACACCAACCAACGCUAAAAAAAACCACACCAUCUUCAAACCAACCACUACAUAAUCACAAUGGACUAUAUUCCCUUUCAUCAUCAUCAUCCAGUUUACCACCCCAAACCACAUCAAAGGCAAACCUACCAUCACCAUCAUCAUCAUCAUGUUCAGAAGAAGCCGAAUCCCAUUAAACUCAACCGACCCAAGCAUCCUAGAAGAACUACUAGAACGACAACAACAACAACAACCAUCACUCACUACUGCCAACAGCCUCAGAUUCAUGAUACCCCCCGAAUCACCAUCACACUCAUCAACCCAGCACCCUCAACCACGUCUCAAAUCACUCAUCAAACUGGAUCAUCUACUACGCCCCUCACCAUCCUUAAGACUCGCCGGACCCCGUCGAGUCCUAUCCGAGCCCACCCCUGCUAGAACCAAACCGAUCCACCAACGAUCUCAGUCUACUCCAAGGAACCCGAUCCUCAAGAUCGAUGGCCUCAAAUCUCGUUUCUCAGUCCAAGUCUCCGAUUCUGAAUAUCUCAGCCAAGAGGAUCAAGAAGACCAAUCAACUAGCCAACUUCCAUCUCAAAACUACUCCACCUCAUCCUCAUCCUCCUCUUCUUACUCCUCACUCUCAUCCUCCACCAUCUCAUCCACUCAUUAUACCUCCUCCUCCUCAUCAUCAGCAAGUUGCAUUGACCAACCCAACUUACCACUCAAACUCUCAACUGACUCUCAUCCUCACCGACUCCUGAACCGGAAAACAACACCAGCCUCAUCUCAUAUAAUCACUCAGAUCAAGAAUCAAAAUCAAGCUACCAAUCAUUCCCCUGAUUUGAUCACUUCCUUGCCCAAGGAACCACCUACAACCGAAUUCCGGAAUCCUCCAGAGCAGCCAGCUCCAAAACAUCAUUCAAACUUCUCAUCCGUCUCGACUAGAUUACCCCCUACUAAAUCUUCUCCCAGGCGACGAUCACUCUCUCCUUCCAAAGGAAAAUCUCGAUCAUUCCUACCAGAAGAAGAAGAAGCAGAAGAAGAAGCAGGCAGAGGAAGAAGAUCAACGAAAACUGAUCAGCGAAAUUCACUCAAGCGUACUCACAACAAUCAUCGUCCUGAUUACGAUCAUCAAGAACCUGAUCAAGCUCAAGAAGAAGUGAUCCUAGAACCGAUCAAGACUAAAGGAUUAUCGGCCUUCAUUCGACCUAUCAAGUAUGGACUCUUACAGCUUGCUUCAUCAUCAUCAAGAGCCACAACCAAAUCGAUCAACAAAGCUCCAAGUCAGAACCCUUUUGAGCCGCUUCAUCUCAGACUAUGGAUCACCAAUCAUCAUCAUGCCUUGUUCGACCCGAUCCCCGCUAAUCUAAUCGGCAUUUCUCCGAAUGGUGAUCAAAUUGAGCUAUUAUAUACGGAGGAAGAAGUAGAUGAACGGUCGACAGAAGAGGAUCUCAGACGAUCGUAUUCGAGCGCGACGUUGAAGGUGAUCUUCUACAGUCUCGAAGCCCUGCCGAUCGAGCUACGAAGGGUGUACAACUAUCUGACGAAGCUGAUGAUGAUUGUCUCGAGCAACACGCCUCGGGCGGUCUUCCAGCUCCACACGCCUGUGUUCCAACAACGCGUCCGCUGCGCUCUCAUGCUCAACACCCCCGUCUCCGACCUCCAGCUCGACUAUUCCUCACUCACUCACCUUUCGCAUCUUAAAAUCAAACUCUCCUUGGCCAGGAGCAGGAUCAAAGUCUGGAUCGACGGAAAUCUCAUCUCGCAUCCGCAUGACUCUCCAUUCUUUGCCUCAAAUGAUCCCGAUCAAACUUCGUCAUUGGCCGGGUAUUUGGUCUCUCUCUUGAAAGAUUCGCGUUCCCUGCUCUGAUCGCAUCGUCAAUCGAUCAACCAGGGAAACAUCGAUCCUCAGUUUCAGGACUUCUUGGACUUCAUCCAUCCCUGUUUAAUCAUCUCGAAUCAGAUCCAAAGAUCUCUUGAUCAAGCUUGAUC